Molecule: messenger RNA, 2129 nt
Organism: Daktulosphaira vitifoliae (grape phylloxera)
Lineage: Eukaryota; Metazoa; Arthropoda; Insecta; Hemiptera; Phylloxeridae
Gene: Pgd
Product: 6-phosphogluconate dehydrogenase, decarboxylating
Exons: 7
Coding region: 374-1822 (482 amino acids)
Biological process (GO): pentose-phosphate shunt; pentose-phosphate shunt, oxidative branch
Cellular component (GO): cytosol
Molecular function (GO): phosphogluconate dehydrogenase (decarboxylating) activity; NADP binding
Source: RefSeq, a predicted model, not a curated record
UCACUUUCACUAACGUCACACUACUGUUUUAUAUUUCCAAGGUAUUGUAAUUCAGUUCUGUAUUAUAGGUGCCUUGUUACCGCCUUUGGAUAAAAUUAUUGCAGGUACAUAGUGGAAGUAGAAACAUUUAGAUAAUAAUCGACCGAGGUUUGCUAUUGAACACAGGGCUAAGGUCAAAUUUGUAAUAUCCGUUGUGCGCAUUCGUCGGGCAAAUAAACCAAAAAACCUGUCCUACGGCUAUAGCUAUUAGAAGGUAACCUUCAUUUUCAUUUUAAAACCUUGAUCUGGUUUAUGCAUAAUAUCUUAAGAUCACUGUCCACCCAUUCACCUAUUGAUCGUGCUAGUACACACAUAAGUUGAUAAAAACAUAAUAAUGAGUGGAAAAUCUGAUAUUGGAUUGAUUGGCUUGGCUGUCAUGGGUCAAAACUUGAUUUUAAACAUGAAUGAUCAUGGAUUUAUUGUGACUGCUUAUAAUCGAACAAUUGAAAAAGUGGAUGAAUUUUUAAGUAAAGGGGCAAAGGGUACUAAUAUUGUUGGUGCCCAUUCAUUGAAAGAGUUGGUUGAUUCUCUAAAGAAACCUCGUCGUGUCAUGAUGUUAGUUAAAGCUGGAAGUGCUGUUGAUGACUUUAUUGCUCAACUUUUACCUUAUUUGGAACAAGGUGACAUAAUAAUUGAUGGCGGUAACUCAGAGUAUCAAGAUACUCAAAGACGUACUAAAAGUCUAGCUGAAAAAGGCAUAUUAUUUGUUGGUUCUGGUGUUUCUGGAGGUGAAGAAGGUGCUCGUUAUGGUCCAUCUCUUAUGCCUGGUGGUAAUCCAAAAGCAUGGCCACACAUAAAAAGUAUUUUUCAAAAUAUAGCAGCUAAAACUGAUGGAGAACCGUGCUGUGAUUGGGUUGGAGAAGAUGGUGCUGGUCAUUUUGUCAAAAUGGUUCAUAAUGGAAUUGAAUAUGGUGAUAUGCAGCUUAUUUGCGAAGCUUACCAUUUAAUGAAGUCUGCUUUAAAUAUGAGUCCAAAAGAAAUGAGCCUUGCAUUCGAUGAAUGGAAUAAAGGUGAUUUAGAUUCAUUUUUAAUAGAAAUUACAAGAAAUAUUUUGCAGUAUCAAGAUAAAGACGGAGAAUAUUUAGUUGAAAAAAUUCGCGAUGCAGCUGGACAAAAAGGAACUGGUAAAUGGACAGCAAUUUCAGCUUUAGAUUAUGGCGUACCUGUUACGCUCAUUGGAGAAUCUGUAUUUGCUCGAUGCUUAUCCUCUUUAAUAGAUGAGAGGUUACAAGCUAGCAAAGUUCUACAAGGUCCUAAAGAAACAUACAAGGGCGAUAAAAAGGAAUUUUUAAAAGACAUAGGACAGGCGCUUUAUGCUUCCAAAAUUGUAUCAUAUGCUCAAGGAUUCAUGUUAAUGCGUGAAGCCGCAAAAAUUCAUCGAUGGAAUCUCAAUUAUGGUGGAAUUGCUCUUAUGUGGCGUGGAGGAUGUAUUAUUCGAAGUGCAUUUUUGGGGAAAAUUAAGCAAGCAUUUGAAUCUGAUCCUAACUUAAAGAACUUGUUGCUUGAUCCAUUCUUUAAAGACGCUGUUCAUAAGUGUCAAACUGCUUGGCGUAAAGUAGUUGCUUCAAGUGCUAUGUUAGGUAUUCCAACUCCAGCAUUUAGUACUGCAUUGGCAUUCUAUGAUAGUUACCGUAGUGAAAGACUUCCAGCCAAUUUAUUACAAGCCCAACGUGACUAUUUUGGAGCUCAUACUUAUGAGUUAUUAACUGCUCCUGGAAAAUAUAUUCAUACCAAUUGGACAGGCACUGGAGGAGAUGUGUCUGCAAGUACUUACAAAGCAUAAUAGUCAAGACAAAUGGAAGUUGUUUAUUUGAUGGGGAAUCAUAAAUUAAAAUAUGGAAAUUAGUAUAUUACUAGAUUUUCAUUCCAUAUUUCUAUAAUUUUGUUAUUUGUUACCUUUUCAAAAUUAUACAUAUUUAUUAAUUAUUAGUUCUGUGAAACAAAUUUUUUAAAAAUUAUGUUUAUUAUUUAUAUAUUUUGAUCAAAAAAUUAAUUAAAAUAUAUUUUGUAUUCUACAAUAAAUGUUUAAAUAUUUAUAAAUAAAACUACGUCUUUUUUGAAAGAAAAAAGAUGUAGCUUCAUAUUUACAA